Morone saxatilis (striped sea-bass) is the source of this 3287-nucleotide messenger RNA. RefSeq names its product signaling receptor and transporter of retinol STRA6 (gene stra6). The record is from RefSeq and is a predicted model, not a curated record. Gene Ontology annotation, biological process: vitamin A import into cell. Gene Ontology annotation, cellular component: plasma membrane. Lineage: Eukaryota; Metazoa; Chordata; Actinopteri; Moronidae. Gene Ontology annotation, molecular function: retinol transmembrane transporter activity; signaling receptor activity. The coding region runs from base 480 to 2471 and encodes 663 amino acids. The transcript has 18 exons.
AAUGCAUGUGAGGUGUCCAGGAAAAAGAAAAGUUGCUCUUGAGAUUGUGGUUUUGUUUCUGUAAUUACUGAACUUCUGAAAGGUGGGUGUGUGGUGGACAUCUGAAGCUCUCAAAACCAAGAGGCAGACAGCAGAAGAUGAACACAAGGCUCCCAGUGUGGUGGUAACCCUCAGCUGAAAUAGGGCCUUUGCAGGGUGGAGGCAGCACGCUGCAGCCAGGACCUGUCACAUUACUCUGAGCUCUACAGUGGGACGAGGGCACCUGAAUACAGGCUGUGAGGGGAGGGUAAGAGUGUGAGUGAGACUAGACCAAACACGGGUAAAGAAGGACACCUCUGCAGCAGCAACAGAGUCCAACUUGGGACUUAGGAGACACUUUUCCUCAAGGGGUUCGCAGCUGUGUGUUGCUAGAAUUUCUGGUUAAAAGUGCUUUAGCUCCUUUGUAAGACUUUGGAUCUGUUUGAAAAAGAGACAGCACAAUGGAUAAGGAUGCUCUACUGGACUACGAGUACCCGGACCUGGAUCCUUUGCCAAACAAAAUUGAAGCAGAAAUAAUCCCUCCAUGUGACCCAACUGCUGAUGACAGGCUCUACCACAUAUGCAUCACUGCAAUAUCUCUUGUUGUCAUGCUGAUCCUAGCAAUCUUAGCCAGGCGCAGCAAAGUGGGCGACAGACAGAAAGGCCUCCCAGGUUUACUCAGUCCGGUCAACUUCCUGGACCAUACACAGCACAAGGGCCUUGCAGUGGCUGUGUUUGGAGUACUCUUGUGCAAACUAUGGGGCCUGAUCAUAUCGCCAAACCCCCUCCCCUUCACAACAGACACAGAGAAUAAACAGAGCUGGGUGAUUCUGGGAGUCCUCUACUACCCCGCACUAUACUACCCUCUCCUGGCAUGUGGCACUUUACAUAAUAAAGUUGGCUAUGUACUUGGUAGCCUCUUGUCAUGGACGCACUUUGGCGUUCUGGUCUGGCAGAAAAUUGACUGUCCCAAAACACCUCUGAUACACAAACACUACUCCCUUUUCUCCAGCCUGCCCCAGAUAGCUUGCUUGGCAUUCCUUAGUUUCCAGUAUCCCCUUCUUCUAUUCAAGGGCUUAAAGGGCACUGAAAAGAACAAUGCUACAGAGGACCUCAGCAGCAGCUACUAUAAAGACUAUGUGAAGAAAAUGCUCAAGAAGAAGCCUACCAAAAUCAGCACAUCGAGCACAGAGACACCCAAGCUCCCCCAAAGAAUAAUUGAUGCCAUUAAGUCGUACAUUUAUACACCAGAGGAAGCUUUCCGUUUUCCACCGAAGUUGGCUAUAUCUGGUGUAGUGUCAUUUAUAACCCUGUAUCAGGUGGGUCUUCUACUGAUCUCAGCAGUGGUUCCAACUCUCCAGACUGCCCGUUUGGGAGUCGAUGAAGACAUCGCCAACCUUUUAGCUGGUUUCAAGAUUAUGCUAUCUCCAGACAAGCAUGAAGUGGUCAGAAUAGUGGUAUAUUACAUGUGGUGUGUGGAAGUGUGCUAUAUCUCAGCGAUGACCCUGUCUGCUUUGGUCAACCUGGCUAUGCUCAUGCGGUCGAUGGUCCUGCAUCGGUCAAACCUUAAGGGGCUGUACAGAGGAGAUAUCUAUAAUGUUUACAACUGCCAGAGAAGUAUCAGGGCUUCCCGGCCAGCUCUGGUCUGCUGGAUGGGAUACACCAGCUUCACGGCAGCUCACAUCUUCAUUGGCAUGAUCAUCCAGACCAUGGUGUUCUUCCUCUGCCUUCUGGUCGCUGUCUUCCUCAUUAUCAUACCUUUGCUGCACAGACAGAAUCUGAUCCUCUUUCAAAUUCUGUUGAACAUGUGGCCCUUCUGGCUGAUGAUUCUCUUGGCUGUGUUGAUUCAACAUGUCACCGGCAGGUUUUGCUUCAUUAAAAAAGUCGCAGGCACACAAGACCUUAACAACAGGGGUAAUCUGUUCCUCUUGACGUACCUGCUGUUUCCAGUCAAUGUUCUGAUCGGGGUGCUACUGGCAGUGUGGCGCAUGAUCAUCACAGCUCUGUUCAACAUUGUCCACAUGGGACGCAUGGAUAUCAGUCUUCUUAACCGCAAUGUGGAGGCGUUUGACCCAGCCUACCGCUGCUAUGCUCAUUAUCUGAAGAUUGAGGUGAGCCAGUCUCACCCCGUGAUGAAGGCCUUCUGUGGGAUGCUGCUGCAGUCUAUGGGCCAGGAGAGCAAUGCUGCACAGAGGUCACGGGACGCUGAAGAGGGGAUCCAGCUGGUCCAGCAGGAGAAGAAACAGCUCAAAGUGUCCAAUGCCAAGAGGGCCCGCAGGCACUGGCAGCUCCUCUACACCCUGGUCAACAACCCCUCCCUGGUGGGCACCAGGAAGCACUUCCAGCGUCAGACCGCAGAAAGCUUUCUGAAUGGAAGCCUUAAACGCAGCACCAAGGAGGGGAGCAAAAAGGACACAGCAACCAAGGAGGCGGAGGCUGCCGCCAGCAACUGAACAUGAAUGUGACCCCGAUUUAAGGAUUGACUGCAAAGUCUUUUUUGGUUUUGGGAAAAUGCUACAGUCAUAUUAUUUGUCGACGCCUACUGUAGAUGUGUCUACAUUUGGUAAAAUAAUUGCACUUAAAGUUCAGUGCCACAUGUAGAGAUAUUCGCCAAGCCUUUCCUGUCUGCAGAUCAUGUCCAUUUUGUGCUCUUUGUGUUCCCCUGGUUGUUUAUAUGUGAGGGACACGGUCUUCAGUCUGGUGGGACAGCUUGUGUGUGGCACUGUCGUCCCACCCAAAUUGUGUGUAAUUUUCGACACAUUUUUUGUGCUGAUUUUGGGAUAGGACUCGUUUGCUUUAUGUUUGGACCUGUAGGUUAAUCACAUAUGUUUUUCAAUAUGUUGUUAUCAUCAUAUAAUGCAGAUAAUGCAAAUUUGUUACCCAAACUAAACACAUGGAUGUACAAUCCAUUGAGCAUCCCUUUUAAAUGAGGCAUAUAUUAAUAUUUAGAGCAUUUCACUAUUUAUGAAUUUACAGAAUUAGUUAUUUUCAUAGACUGGGUAAUACAUUUCUGUCUCCAGUUAUACACAUUUUGUGUAAUUAACAAUAACCUGUGGAAUAGGAACUACCAGACAAAUGACACAGUUUGUAUUUUAUGUUUUUUUUUGUAGAUCUUUAAGUCCAAAACCACUUGCUGCUACCAGCGUUUUCUUAUUGUCGUCGAAACUUCUUUCUGGUUUCUGAUAUUCACCAACUUCCAUCGUUUGUCUCUGCAUUUCCAUUUAAAAUGCCGACACCCGAAUUGUCCUUCUGAUUACUGUGAAAAUAAA